Molecule: messenger RNA, 1328 nt
Organism: Carassius carassius (crucian carp)
Lineage: Eukaryota; Metazoa; Chordata; Actinopteri; Cypriniformes; Cyprinidae
Product: eukaryotic translation initiation factor 4E-binding protein 2-like
Exons: 3
Coding region: 359-727 (122 amino acids)
Biological process (GO): negative regulation of translational initiation
Cellular component (GO): cytoplasm
Molecular function (GO): eukaryotic initiation factor 4E binding
Source: RefSeq, a predicted model, not a curated record
CUCGUGUUUUGCUGAGUGCUUGGUGUGUGCAUGAGGGAGUGAGAAAGAAAACGUGGUCACGGAGAAGCCUAGCAUUUUAGCUAGUUUUGCGGAUGUGAAUGUGUGAAUGAAGUGUUAUACAGCCUCCAAAAUUUAGUAUUAUUUAUUUUUGUAUGUAGUCAAGUUUGCCAAAAAACGGACAAGGUAAAUAAUUCUAGAAAGUAACGUUAACAUGAUAAUGAACUGCUGCUAACAUAUACAGUUACAUUUUCCAUGUUAAAUUCGAGCUAAACUGUUUUAUUCUUUUGCUUUAAGCUGCAAAAACAGUAUUUGAUAAAGGCAGCUGGCUGAAUUAGUGAUUGGGAGACUAGUGUUGAAAAUGUCCUUGAGGAGUCAGACUCAGAAGACCACCAGUAAGGCAAUUCCCACCACCAGACGAGUCACAAUCAACGAUGCGGCCCAUAUGCCUCAUGAUUACUCUACAACACCCGGAGGGACCCUUUUUAGCACGACUCCUGGAGGCACCCGGAUCAUCUAUGACCGAAAGUUCCUACUGGACUGUCGCAGCUCCCCGUUGGCCCGCACACCGCCCUGCUGCCUCCCUGACAUUCCGGGGGUGACAAGUCCUCCUUCGGUCACCAUGAAUAAUGACAAGGCCCACUCCAAACAGACUGUCAAUAAUAACAGCAUCAGCCCCCCAGCGGACAAGAGCGCAGGGGAUGAUGCCCAGUUUGAAAUGGAUAUCUAACUACAAUAGAAGACCUGCUACACGAAGGAGGCAACAACUGCAACAAAUAUUGCUAUGAUGACAACUGUUCCCUGAGAGGAUAAAUGCAAAGAAGACUUCUCCUUUCAUGUCAUCUGUCUUUUUCUCUUUCAUUUAUCUACUGUGUAAAUAUUUUAUUUUCCUUCACUGAUGCUGUCAUUCAAGACUCGCACAAAGCCAUUACUUUAGAUCCUCGACAUCAGCUACCACUGUUGUGCCUGAAAGAGACACUAUCUCAGAUAGUGCAUCCCAUGCACAUCGAUGCAGCUCUUCUUCUGUCUUAGACAUGGAAGACAUCUCACAGGCCACCAUGUGACACUGUUUGUUUGCUACAGAUUUGUGUAGUUUUACAGAAUGGUCAGUAGAGGGAGGGACAGUUCUCUGAUAUUCUCAUCAAGAGUCAUAUGGAGGAAAUCCAGAUGUCAACUCCUAGAAAUUUAGCAAACCACAAUCAAUCGAAUUUGACCAGUUUCCAUUUGGCAUUGAUACUUUUGAAAUGUAAAAUCUAAUUUCUGUUUAUCCUGAUGUGUAUGUUCACCUAAAGUGUCAUCCAACAGAAUGUAAAAUGCCGCCUUUUUCUUUU